AUGGAGUACGAUCCUGCAUCUCCCACAGACGAGCUUGAAGAAAAAACUGAUGUCGUAGAUGUGGAUGCUAUUCCUUUGCCAGAUAAAUCAGUUCAUGCUGACGUCGAAAGUUUUUUAAUGAAUUCAGUCGGCAACAUUCCUCUACCUCCUGGCAGAGCAUUAUCAGUCGAUAGCAUACCUAUGCCACCGGAGAUUACCAAACGUCCCACCUACCCGUUCCCUCCUCCGCCACCGCCCUCUUCCGAAAAUAUAAUUCAACCUGAUUCAGGAAGUAAAAAUGAUCAGUCUCUCCUCUCCUUCCGUAUUAAGCCCGUAAGCAAGCGUUCGCGACCGGGGACGUUACCGACAGGUGUCCUCCCCACGAAAACUAAGCAUCCGGAAAUUGAAGUGAAAACAGAAUUGUUCAAACCUACUAAGGAGGACGAAUUGGAAAUAAUGGCAGAAUUGAAUAGUGAUAAUUCUGUUAAUCCUCAAGUUUCGAUUCAACCAUCUCUUACUGCUAUUUCAGAAGCCAUUCUUGCCCGAAUCGGUAAUGCUACCCAGGGUGAGCAGGACCUGGCCUCUGUUUUGCGUGAUAUCAACCAGAUUAGCCAAGUUUCGAACUUAUCUGCCCAAAAUCAAAAUGUAGCCGAUGUAACCAUGUCUAACAGUGAACAAAUUUCAUCGAAAAAUAUCCAAACCGAAGUGCCUACCAAGUCGGUGGCUGGUGGUCCUCAAAUCUCGACCACUUCUCUGUCCGAUGAUAGGAGUACUUAUAGGACCGAGAUUAAUAGAAAUCAGAAGACCAGUGGUCGUUCGCGCUCUCGAUCUAGUGCCCAUAAAAAUAAGUCAAAAACUACUACCCUCUCACGCUCCCCACGCCGACAGAAUCAAAAGCAAUCUCCAGGAGAACGUCAUUCUUGUUCAAAAUCACACCGUCGGGCUUCUAGGUCAAAGAGUUUCAGAUCUCGGUCUCCUCACAGAAGUAGUCGAUUAAUAUCCACUCAGUCCCACCGGUCGCGUUCUAGGCCAAGCCGCAAACGGUCGUCGUCUAGGACCGUUAGUCGUGCUCCUUCCGUGAAGAAAUGUGCUCGUGCAGCAUCGCGGAGUAAGAAGUGCUCUCCUUCAACGUCAAAACAUAGAGAAUCGCCGUCACAAUCCAUCCACCCGUCCCUAUCUCCACAAAAGAAAAGUCGAAAUGCAUCUCUUGAAAGAAAACACUCACGUUCCAAAUCCCGUCAUCGCAAGUCAGAUUCGAGGAGCAUUAACCGCUCUAGGUCCUCUAGAAGCAAAAGUCUAGCAGGGUCUUCGGAUAAGCGUCGCUCACGUUCUCGUUCAAAUUUCAGUGAAUCCGGAUCAGUAGAUAAACAUCGCUUCCGAUCGUCACGUCACAGAAUUAAGGUGCGAUCUCCGGUACGUAGGAACCGUUUGCGUUCAUCCCGUCGACGGAGUUCGUCCUCAGCUCGUAAAGCGCGACGCUCUUUUUCAACUAAUCAACGACUAAGUCGACGAUCUCGAUCUCGCAAACGUCGUUCAUCUUCUCAUGAACGCCCGAAGGGUUCGACGAUCCCAAAGCAUAGACGCAGUGCGUGCGAGCGCUCACGUUCUAGCAGCAAUUCCCCGCCUAAACCCUCUCGUGAAGGCCAUGAUAAAUCCCGGAAAAAGGACGAAGUAAUUACUCGCAAACGUGACAGUGAAACAAACAAGGAAAAUGAAUCAGAAAUUAAGAAAGACAUCAAAAAAAGGUCCAGAUCCUCCAGUUCGUCAGUUUCUUCCAACAGUCCAUCUACAUCAUCGUUGUCAAAAAAUCGCAAAUUCACUUCAACUGAUGCGAUUGGUAACGCGCGAAGUGCUACUCAGGAUGUCGAGUCAAGUAAGCUAAAGAUUAGUAGGUCUUGCAAGAAGGAAAGUACCUCUACUAGUCAGAGUAAGGUGAACAGGAGCUCUUCUAAAACACCUACUAUUGAUUUAGUAAAGGUAAAUGGGAGCACCAAAAAUUCUAGGAGAAUGUCUGAAAAGGAAAAAGGACCCUUUGAGACUGCUUCUGUAUGUGCUAGAGUUGAGCCAGAGGUCAGAAAGCCAUCCGGAACGUCAGUUAAGGGUGGCUUAGUUACGAAGGACACAAAGCGCUCGUCUCAAAGGUCUGUAUCUUCCAAUUUGCAAAAUAAGAAGCCUGAGGAGUUGAAGGAAAACAAAACGUCGCCGAAGACGGUUGACAAGACCUCCUUAUCAAUAAAUUUGACCUCGAGUGGAAUCGAUUCACGCGAAUCCCUUCCUUCUUCAAGCUCCACAAGUGGGAAUUCUAAAUCGAAAAGCUCAAAAAGUAAGUCGACCAAUACCGCAUUACCGUCGUCGAAAGUCCAUAAGGUCGUCUCAAGGAAAGAAUCACGUCCCGUAGACAGUGAAAGUUCUAAGACGUCGAAAGAGAAAGCGUCUGGACUCAUCAUGGACUCAGGAGUUAAGAUCCAUUUGUCCGUCGUUGAAGUGGAAGAGAAGGGCGAUGAAGUAAACGUGGUUAAUCAGGAUCCAGUGGCUUACGACGUUCAGCCAAUUGGUCGAGUCGGCCCUCAUACUCCCGAGUCCCCGACUCAGCGUUCACCAAGCGGUGAAACAACAGACGUUUCUUCGGCAGUCACUCAAGAAUGUACAGUGGCGUCACUUAUGACUCUGGACGAAUGUGAUCAGGAGCGAAUUUCCAGUGUAAUUGUUCCUAUUGGGAGAAAUAAGACCGCCCUCACUCACCCGUCUUAUUCCUCCACUUCGUCAACUAGUUGUCACACCCCUCUCUCCAGUUCCUCCUCCUCCGUUUCCGAUUGCACUGGCUCGCCUAAACGGAGCAUCCGAAAAGGAGGUGACAGUGUUGGGGGGCUCAAGCGGCCAAAGGCGAUAGCGGACUCUGACUCCGAUGAUAGUGUCUCUAACUCUAGGUAUCGGUUAAGGCGACGAAAGAAUAUCUCAACAAAUGUGGGUGAAGUCGGUACUCCUCUGGACGAGUCCUCGUGUGCAACUCCACCGGUAAACAUAUCACAGCUUCUUCAACCUUUCGAAGUGCAACCAAUAGAACGCUUCUCGAACCGAGCGGGUGUUCCUAGGCCUGAGUACCAGCAUGUCCUCGAGAACGAUUACACUCUCAUAGAAGCGAGCUUACUUCGAGAGGGAGUAGAUCCUGGUGAUAAUCCAGCUUUCCCACUCCGAGGAGGCGGCGGUGACUGGGUGUGCGACUGCGAGGUUCCCACAAUGGAGGAUUUACUCUCCGGAAAACUUGGUUGCGGCCAAGGUUGCAUCAAUCGAGCCGUCUACAUUGAAUGUGGAAAACGAUGUCCCGCGCAUGCUGUUUGUUCGAAUCGUCAGUUCCAGUUACGGCUCUAUGCGCAAACAGAACCCUAUUUCUGUGGUCCGGAGAAAGGUUGGGGCCUACGGGCUCUAAAACUGAUUCCCAAGGGUACGUUUAUCGUGGAGUAUGCUGGUGAAGUGAUAGAUUUCCCUGAGUUUCGGCGUCGCGUCCGAUUGUACGAGAAGGCCAAGCGUGUUCACCACUACUUCAUGUCGCUUGGGCCCGAGCAUUUCAUCGACGCCGGCACCAAAGGCAACUGGGCCCGCUUCGUGAAUCACUCGUGUGAACCCAACUCGGAAACACAAAAGUGGAUGGUGAAUGGCCAAAUCAGGAUCGGUUUUUUUGCUAUUUCUGAUAUCCCCGCCGGUGAAGAAAUCACCAUUGACUACCAGUUUGCCCAAUACGGUUUGACAGAACAAAAGUGUUACUGUGGAACACCCUCUUGCUCAGGUAUCAUGGGGGCAAAAAGCAAACAACUUCAGGAUAAAGUUCGUUUGAAGGAUACCAGGGCGGUUGAACGUCGCAUUAUUCAACUGUUGACUGGCAAAACUCUUCGGACAGCCGAAGAUGUAACCUUCCUUAUUCAAGUCAUGGUUCAAGAGUAUCUUACGCGGUACACUCGUAUGGAAUUGCUGAAGUUGCUUGCAGACACAAAAACCGAGAGCUACCUGAAGCUAUUUAGGCAGUACAAUGGACUGGAAUUACUCGCCUCGUAUAUGUGUGAUACUGCGCCAACUGACUGGGAGCUCAAGCGCCAAAUUCUCGUCUGUCUGGAUCAUAUCCCGAUCUCCGAGCAAAAGCAAGUUCAGACAGAUUCCAGCCUCAUGGAAUUUGUUCGCCAAUGGACACUUGAUCCGCGCUACUGUCGGUCGCGUGGUGUGACGAAGAAGGAGACGGACACAACCCGAAAUGAGCCCAGGGUUGUUGCGGAACCAUCUACAACUCAGCUAGGCCCAGUGCCGCCACAAAAUUCCAUUAAAGACACAGUGGCGUUGGAACAGCAUGUUGCCCCGCUUCCUUUGGAAUUACUGAAGGAUGUUGGUAAUAAUGCCGAUCUUCACAACGGUGAUUCGACCGAACCAUGCCUCGAGUCAUCUAACUUGGAAGUGGGGCGGUCUCAGCCAAGUCUUCCUCCUGAUGCGAACGCCAUCAAGCUUUACUCCCCUGACGAAGAGAAGGUCAUCAUUGAGAACAUUCGACAACUGGCUGGUCGCAUUCUCGAACGGUGGUCGAAGCUUCCAGUAGAGACGUAUCGGAUUCCUCGCCUUGAGCGUGAGGAAACUGAGCAGUCCAUUCUUCAAUCGUCGCGUUCUGCCCUUGUUUCCUGGGGGAUUUCUCCCACAAAAGACGAUUCGUUCCAUUCAUGGCGUCUGCUUUCACAGGAUUCCACACAGAGCAAGUGUUCGGUUGCAAAUCACUCGUCACCGAGGUCGGAUCGUCAGCGUCAUCGGCGGGAUCGCAAGAGGAGUUCAAAGUUGACCCGGUCUGAACGCCGGGCUCAAUUUGAGGCUAAUAUGCGAGCUGCGGAGGCAGCUGCAUCGUCCAUUUUGGCUUCAAAAACUACCCUAAAUCGUGACAACGCGCUGUCCACACCCUCCGACAAUUCGACAUUGUCAACCUCUGUGUACGAUCUUCUGCUCAAUGUGCUUUCUCGAAAGAUUUCGAAGGUGAAAGGCAACGAUGCUACGUUGGUGCUUCAGCAAACGAUCUCUGUACUGUCUAAAAAACUGUGUGAAUUUGCUGAAAAAGAGGACACUGAGGGGCUGGUCGCGUAUCUGCGGAGCCUUACCGACGGGACGUCUCCUAUCACAGACGGUGGCCGCCCCUCAAUCGACGGUGCAGAAUCGUCUCAAGCCCCGCCUGCCCCCCUCCCCUCUCCAUCUGCUUCGUCUUUCAAACUCGAGCCUCCGUGGUGUUCCGCCAUCGACGCCAGCACGGGUCGCACAUACUACUAUAAUUCCAUCACGCGAGCUGUGCAGUGGGAAUUUCCUUCAGUCCCUGUUGAGGCAGUUGGUGACGCAAGUAAUCCAUAUUUUCAGAACGACCAGCCGGCUGUAAAAAAGCGGGAUUUCCUUUCUGAGGUGUACGCCUGUACGAUGAAACUCCUUAAGCCUUUUCGCUUGCCCAACUGCUUAACAGGUCGACUGGAAAGUGACGACGACAUGAAGUACGUCGCGAAGAAGGUUUGUUACAUUGCUCUUUCGUUUUGCGAACUCCGGCAGCACCUAAUUAGCGCAUUUGUUUUGUUUGCAGAAAAGGAGAAGGCUAGAUGUCAGCCUGGCCACGAGCCUCAACUCAAUCGCGAGAUGGUCGAGCAUUUUCGUCUCAAAGUCACCCGCUACCUGACCUCCAAAGGUGAGGUCUACGUGCGAAGUCGGCAUAGCGUUCAACCCCCUCAAGCGUCGGUCGGCGGUGACGACGACUGCGAUAUGGAAAUAGACAACGAUGAUUCAUAG
Molecule: messenger RNA, 5769 nt
Organism: Mesocestoides corti
Lineage: Eukaryota; Metazoa; Platyhelminthes; Cestoda; Cyclophyllidea; Mesocestoididae
Source: the annotation of a GenBank genome assembly